Molecule: messenger RNA, 210 nt
Organism: Cylicostephanus goldi
Lineage: Eukaryota; Metazoa; Nematoda; Chromadorea; Rhabditida; Strongylidae
Source: the annotation of a GenBank genome assembly
AUGUAUCGAAGCUUACAUAUGCCAUCGUUGCUAUUCCCAUUGCUGGCGAUCACAUUGAGAAGCGUAUUGCACUCAUCUUCCGGUCCAUUAGAAUUCAUUGCAGUCCGAACAGAAACACCUCCAGUUAACAUCGAGGUUGGAAUCGGAGUUACUCUCGGAGUAGUCAAGGGUGAAGCCACGACAGAACUGCAUGCCGAAAGCGCUUGCUGA